Messenger RNA from Funneliformis geosporum, 165 nucleotides. NCBI's taxonomy places the organism in Eukaryota, Fungi, Glomeromycota, Glomeromycetes, Glomerales, Glomeraceae. The record is from the annotation of a GenBank genome assembly.
AUGUUGGAUUUCUUUGCCGACAAAACUAUGAUGGCGGAAGAGCGCCAAGAACAUGGAAAUGAACAAUUUCAACGACAACAGUUACGAUUGAUAAGAAACAACAACAAGAAAGUACCAGGACCGUUGCAGAUAUCAUUGAGGGAAUACUCAGAAUUGGUUCCUUGA